GACCUGCUGCGGGGGGUGGGGGGACCUCGGCCCUGGGCUGGGAUGAGCCGCUGGAGGCUCCGGGCAGGUUGGGUGAAGGUCGCUCAGUGGCUGAAUCCCACUUUCUAAUUCUUUCUGUUUUUCUUCCCAUCUCAGAUACAGAAACUGGAAGCCAUUUGUGGUCUUUGCAAGGAAAACUUUUCUCUUGGGGGAGAAAAAAAGAGCAGAAUCACCUGCAGGGAUCAGUCCUGCGGCCCUAGAAAUGGUCCCGUGAAAGGAAGAGGCAUCUGGAGACCCACCAGAGUCCUUGGAGCCAUUUGGAGUUGCUCUGCAGGACGGAGAAAGGAUGGAGGCACAACCUUUGGGAAAGGAGGGAGCCGGAAAAGGCCUUUCAGCUGCUCAGCCUCGGAAGGGGAGGAAGCUCUGGACAAGAACCAGGCAGAAGAUCCUGGAGGAGGAAACCAUCCUCCCUUCAGAAGUUCAGCCCUGGAACUUCAUCCAAUACCGGGAGGCGGAGGGUCCCCAAGGAAUUUGCAGCCGACUCCAUGAGUUUUGCAGGCGAUGGCUGAGACCAGAAAAGCACACCAAAGCCCAGAUGCUGGACCUGGUGGUUCUGGAGCAGCUCCUGGGUCUCCUGCCCCCAGAGAUGGAGGGCUGGGUGCUGGAGUGUGGAGCAGAGACCAGCUCCCAGGCGGUGGCCUUGGCUGAAGGCUUCCUCGAGAGCCAGGCAGAGGAGCAGAAGCAGCAGGUCCAGUUGCAGUGUUGCACUGUGGAGAUCAGAGAUCCUGAGGGAAGGAAGAACCCAUCAAAUCCCCCCCAGGAGCUAUUUUUCAGGAGGAUCCCUUGGGAAGAUCAAAGUCAGGACACCUCAGGAGGAGGAGAGAAGCGGGGAGGCCUCUCCAGCGGCCUCCUUCCCGGACCUGCUGCGGGGGGUGGGGGGACCUCGGCCCUGGGCUGGGAUGAGCCGCUGGAGGCUCCGGGCAGAUACAGAAACUGGAAGCCAUUUGUGGUCUUUGCAAGGAAAACUUUUCUCUUGGGGGAGAAAAAAAGAGCAGAAUCACCUGCAGGGAUCAGUCCUGCGGCCCUAGAAAUGGUCCCGUGA
Molecule: messenger RNA, 1081 nt
Organism: Ahaetulla prasina
Lineage: Eukaryota; Metazoa; Chordata; Lepidosauria; Squamata; Colubridae
Product: zinc finger and SCAN domain-containing protein 26-like
Exons: 4
Coding region: 326-1081 (251 amino acids)
Source: RefSeq, a predicted model, not a curated record